GGUCCGUGGCACUUCAAUGAUGAUAUGUGUUUCCUUCGAUAGUGGUCAGCGGGGAUCAGAGCGGUUAAUUGCGAUUCCACCAUUCCUAUCUGGGUAUGUUUUCAAGAUCUCCCUGUGGAGUUUGCCACUGGUAGGAUUUUGACUCGAAUGGCUAGUAUGCUGGGGCGACCUUUGUGGUUUGAUCAGUCGACUAGACUGGGUAGAAGAAUGGGAUUCCCUAAGGUUUGUGUUGAAAUGUCUAUAGACUCACCUUUCCCAGAGACUUUGAAGCUGGCUCCUGACCACAAACCAGCUUUCGUGGUAAAUUUGGAGUAUUUCAAUAAGCCAAUUGGUAGUCAGAAGUGCAAGGUGUUUGGGCAUAAGUGUGAAGAUGCAGGGUGUGAAUUGGAAGAGGGUCAAGGAAGUCAGGGGAAUGCAGAGGCUGGGGAAGUGGAAGCUGUUACUGGCAGUGCAGGUCAGGUGAUUUUGGAAUCCAUUCUUACUUCAAGAGGUAAGGCUCAAGAAUCUGCAGAAUCAGCUUGUCAGAUAUUGAAUCUAGCUGUAGCAAACCUGGUCAAAUCCAUUGAGCAGGGAGUGCUAACUGAAUGGCAGAAAACUAGUGCCCUGGAAUUGCCUACUGAUAGUGAGUUGCAGACAGCUAUGGUUGGGCAAACAUGCUCUCCAACUGCUGAGGAGGGGGGUCCUAUCACUCCUGUAGCUAAUAGAUUUCAGAGUUUAGCAGGUGAAUCUUUGCAGUGGGAGAAAUUGUAGUGAGUAGUCCUGUUCUUAGUAAUCUGGAUGAUUUCCCUGCACUGGAAGGAGGGGGAAAGGGUAAGGGCAAACAAGGUAAGAAGGGGCCAGGUAGGCCUGCAAAACCAAAGCCUAAAAAAUGAAGAUACUCGCUUGGAAUAUUAGGGGAUUUAAUCACCCCGCCAAGCAGAGACAGAUUUUGGAGGUAGUUAGUAAAGAAAAUAUAGAUGUUUUUGGAGUCAUUGAAACCAGGGUAAAGGAAGAGAAGUAUAAAGAGAUAGUGGAUACAAAGUUUGACAGAUGGGAGCAUACUCAUAACUAUGAGUACUCAGCUUUGGGUCGGUUGUGGAUUUUUUUGGAAAAAAGACUUGAAUUUUAC
Messenger RNA from Linum trigynum, 1108 nucleotides. NCBI's taxonomy places the organism in Eukaryota, Viridiplantae, Streptophyta, Magnoliopsida, Malpighiales, Linaceae. The record is from the annotation of a GenBank genome assembly.